CCCAAUCAUUAUACACAUUCUAAUCUCGCCCAGAAAGAUACAAUCACGCCAUGAAAGCAGUUACUUCAACACCCGAAUCCUCCGUGUAUUCGACAACCGAAGACGACAAAUCUGAAACACGAGACACAAGCUCUUCUUUCCCGGGCUGUCGAAGAGAUGCUAACUGUACUUGUGAGAUGUGCUUGGCAAGCAUUAAUGCCACUCUUGAUCUAAUGCCUUUGAGUGCUCAAAGAUCAUCUCUUACUAAGAUUUCUUCGACACCGAUAUCAAGGACCCCGGUUCCUUUUAGUCCUAAUGUUCUUUUAACGCCUCAAUCGACAGUUUCCCCUGUCGUGAUGGCCUCACCACCCAUGCUGAAAUCGAGUAAGAAAUUGGAUUUUGGAGGGGGUGUGGAGAAGAAGGUGAAAGGAGAGGUGGGGUUUGUGGGGGUGGUUUUGAGGAGGUUGUUUUUCGGGGUUUGUUUGGUUUUGGGGUUGGAAUUUGGGUUUUCUUGGGUGGUUUCGAGGGGUUUAAGGCCUGAGUUGUCGAAAGAGUUAGUGAGGAAUUUGGGGGAGGACUCAUGGGGUUUUAUGGAUUUGAAUGACAGAUUUGUGUAUUUGAGUAAUGGGAUUAAGGGUUUGAUUGGCGCGAAGAAUCUGAAUGGGAGCUUUGUUGAUCAUACAUGGGAGAUUAAUCAGGAUGGUUUGUUGUUGAAUUCGUAUCUUCAAUUGUACAAAUCUAUGGUGGAGGAGGUUCGUAUAUGGGGCUGGCCUUUGCAAACUGCUGGAUUGCUGACGACUACGUUUUCUUCAAAGUCAUAUACUGUGUUGUCAGGAAGAGUUACCGAGUGGACUAAUGGCAAGGCUGGAUAUGUGAUUCGAAGAGCGAAUAGUUCAUGGACACAAGAAAAAUGGAGUGCUUCAGUAGUUCAAUUAGAUCGAAACACAUGGAUUCUCGAGUAUAAAAGAAGUUCCCUAACAGAAAAUGCAAGAUUGCUUUCAGCAAUUUUGGAGUUCUUGAAAUUCAGGAUCACCAGACUACUGCAAAUAAUGAACCAGGAGUUCUGGUUGUUGUCUAUUCAAGGCAGCCAGUUUAAAGGAAGGGCAGAAAGUCUAAAAGUCCCCACUUGAAAAUUCUGUAUAAGAUAAUAAGAGAUGAAAUGCUCUUCUAACUCACAAGUAGAGGUAUGUAGUUCUCCUUUCUGAUAGUCUUUGCUAGACCUGCAGAGCCCAUCUGAGUUUCUUUUGAACUCUUGUAGCUCUCAAUAUAUAACUUAAAUAUAUCUCAUAUUUUAUAUGUUACAUUUUCA
Daucus carota subsp. sativus is the source of this 1288-nucleotide messenger RNA. RefSeq lists its product as uncharacterized. NCBI's taxonomy places the organism in Eukaryota, Viridiplantae, Streptophyta, Magnoliopsida, Apiales, Apiaceae. The transcript has 3 exons. The coding region runs from base 51 to 1109 and encodes 352 amino acids. Gene Ontology annotation, cellular component: endoplasmic reticulum. The record is from RefSeq and is a predicted model, not a curated record.